Trematosphaeria pertusa is the source of this 519-nucleotide messenger RNA. Its product is annotated as acetyltransferase. Lineage: Eukaryota; Fungi; Ascomycota; Dothideomycetes; Pleosporales; Trematosphaeriaceae. Gene Ontology annotation, biological process: protein acetylation. Gene Ontology annotation, molecular function: N-acetyltransferase activity. Bases 1 to 519 code for a protein of 172 amino acids. The record is from RefSeq and is a predicted model, not a curated record. The transcript has 2 exons.
AUGACUGCCAGCGACGCUACUAUUCGCCACGCAACCCGCGAAGAUGUCUCCGCAAUCUUCGGCCUCAUCCAUGAGCUCGCCGCCUACGAGAACUCCACCUCCUCCGUCCACGCAACCCCCGACAUCCUCUCUAAAACCCUCGCCUUCCACGACUCCUCCGCGCCGGACCAGUUCACUCCAGGCUACGCGCGCACCCUCCUCCUAACCGCCCCCGAAGGCGAAAUCUGCGGCAUGGCGCUCUACUUCUACAACUUCAGCACAUGGACGGGCGUGCCAGGCAUAUACCUCGAAGAUCUGUUCGUGAAGCCGGCAUACAGGAAAAGGGGGUACGGCAAGGCGCUGAUCAAGGCGUGUGCGCGGGAGGUUGUGCGGGUGGGUGGGAAAAGGCUGGAGUGGAGUUGUCUGGACUGGAAUACGCCGAGUUUGGAGUUUUAUGAAAGCCUCGGCGCGAAGCGGAAGAAGGAGUGGGUGGGGUUGCGCGUGGAAGGAGAAGGGUUGACGAAGCUGGCGGAAAGCUGA